Messenger RNA from Chilo suppressalis (striped riceborer), 2351 nucleotides. The record is from the annotation of a GenBank genome assembly. NCBI's taxonomy places the organism in Eukaryota, Metazoa, Arthropoda, Insecta, Lepidoptera, Crambidae.
UUUUUUACAUGACAUUGGCUGAACGCACAAACCAUGCAUGCCAUAAAAAAAGAAAAAGAAGAAUAAUAAUUAUUGUCAACCAACAAAAUGAACACUUUAAAAUUAUUUUCCUGUCUCCAUUUUAGUGUCAAUAAUAGACUUCACACAAGUGCAUCAGUGCUAGCAUGGUCAAAAAUUAACCAGCCAAAAAACUUUUUAGCCUACAAUAAGAAAGUGUUCCCUCCUCAAAGUGAUGGGGAUGAACGCCGACCUGCUUAUGUUUGCCAUCAAAAAACUAAUAUCAAAUACAGUCCAAAGAAAAUGUGGUAUAUAGCAUCUUUUGUGAGAGGAAUGACAGUAGAUGAAGCAGUAAAACAACUAAGUUUCAUAAACAAAAAAGGUGCAGCAUAUGUUAAGGACACAAUCCUUGAAGCUCAAGAUCUUGCAGUGCAGCAACACAAUGUAGAGUUCAGAAGCAAUAUGUGGAUUGCUGAAUCAUUUUGUGGCAAUGGUGCAGUUAUCAAAGGCAUAAGAAGACAUGCUCGAGGAAGAAUGGGUGAAGUGCGAUAUCAAUAUUGCCACUACUUUGUACGCUUAGAAGAAGGAAAACCUCCAGAAGAUUUUUACAAACUACAGCCAUUGACACCGCCGCAACAGCUUGAUAAAUGGCUGGAGCAAAUGAGGAGACGCAAAAUAACUAAUUCAUACUGAUGUUUUAAGUGUAGUAGUAUUAGUUACGAGAUAUGACAUUCUAUUAAAUAAAUUUCACAACACAUUAGGUAUACAGUAAUUGUUUUGAUUUUUUUCUAUUUUUAAUUGGUUACCUUCUAUACAAACCGAUCUUAGUACAUAUUGAUGAUAUAACAUAUUUUUUUAACUUUUGUUACACAUUCACAUAAUCUAACAUAGUUCUUCCACGGUCCACACUUGUAUAACAAGUCCUAUUAUCUUAACUAUGAUAAAUAACAUUUUUGUUAUGUAGUCUGGACCCUCAUUAACAUUCAAGUACCAAUGUGUAUUUUUUGUAACCUUAGUACUGAAGUGAGGCCUAAGAGGCCGCAUAUAUAUAUCGAGUAUUUUGAAGAAUGUAAUGCUUUAAAUAUUUGUCCUUGGCAUGAAAGACAACUCGUUCGUGUCUUGCUUGACUUUCUCAGUUUCAUCUUCAAAUGUUUCUGGCUUAUCAGAACCAAGUAUUCUUGGCAGUACUCAAUCACUUUCUCACUAUUUGGAUUAUUUUUACAUAUCCGAGAGAAGCUGAAUGGCGCAAGUAGUUUGCGCGUUUGGCUGCAAUCGUUGAAGUUAAGCAACUUUUGCAGUGGUUGAUCAUCAGAUGGGUGACCAAAAAUUUUCUAUCUCGAGCUCCUCCGUGCUUCGGAAGAUACGUUAAGCCCGACUAAGAUUGUCUGGAAGAGAUCGCUCUUAGCGAUAGGACCGCUUAUUAUUACACAGAAUUGUUUAAUUAUGUAUACUUCAUUAAAUAAAAUACGCUAAAAACUUGAGAAACUAAAAUUGUACUGUACUGUUAAGCCUUUGGUCCCUGUUGCAUCUGCUGACGUUUAGCACCCAACAAUCUGCACUGGGCCCGCGGGGUGGGUUAUGGCCCAAUCUCCCUAUUCCAUCCAUAGGGAAGUCCUGUGCACCAGCAAUUGUCCUUAAUGGGCUGUUGACGAUGUUACACAUCCAAGAUCUUUUUGAAUGCUGUGAAUCUUUCGCAACUAUUUCAUUCGCUGUCGGAAGUCCCUGGUAUUUCCAUAGUUCAUAAUAUCGGUGAAAAUACACAGUUUACUAUAGCGAGAAAUAAAAAAAUACGUAAGUUCCGACGUGAGGCCUGAGACGGCCCGUCAGAAUUACAAAGCGUAAUUAGAAUUACUCACCAAAUACGUUCGCGACGAUUGCAUUGCCUGUUCCGACGUCAAUGUCGGCUCUGACCUUCUAGCUACUAAAAAACGGGGAUCGGUAUUGUGCGGGGAAAGGGAUAAACUAACAAGUAGCUGCCGGGGCUUCUUAGACCGCACAUCGGUACUUAAAGUUUAAGAAUCCCUGCAACACGCAACUUUAUAUCCAUCGGUACCUAUCUACACUCGCGAGCAACCAAAUCGACUCAAGCGCUACCUCUGCAUUCAAACAUUGUUAUAAGUAUUUUAAUAAUAAUAAAUUUAUAUAUUUCUUCUUACAACUAUUAAGGCACAUAAAAUACAGGUUAAGCAACACUUAAAUAAUAUUAUUAGGCGUUGUAAGAAGCUGGGGGCCAAUCGCCUAACUGGAUUGCUUUGAAAAACGCUAUCGCUUACGAUUUCAUUUUGUUAUUUCUAGCCCCCUGAGGUUUUCAAAUGCCUCGCGCUCUUUUUUUUCUUUUGCAUUGGUAAUAACAA